AUGUCGUGCAUCGUCUCGAUGGGGGUGAAGAUAUUGAUACGGAGAUUGCUUCCUCUGGUGGCCGUGAUUCCUCUGAGGAACCCCGCCGCUCUGCCUCUCGGAGCGGUGGCAGCCGUGGUGCUCGUCGUGCAGCUCGCGCUCGGCCUCCCUCCCACGGCAAUGCUGGCCCUGCUCCUGAGCCCUCUCGCCGUGCUCGCCGUGCUGGCCGCGCUCGUGGUGCUGGCGGGGACGUCCCUAUGUCUCCUGGUGUUGCAGCCUCGCAUCGGGGCCCCGACCCUGCGGCUUUGGGAGCAUCUCGCGGUGGCUGCAAAGCUCGAGAUGGCCGCUACCUUCCCGUCGCAGGAGGCGCGGCCCGACCCGAACGCCACCCCGCAGGGCCCUGCCGCUAGGCUUUUCGACCCCUGGGCCGCGGCGGCGGGUGCGGGCGCCACCCCGCGGGCUCAGGCUGCUGCUGGUGGUGCUGCUGAUUGUGGCGAAGAGGAGGAGCAUGCUGCCUUCACUCGGGCCUUCUACCAUGCCGACAUCUCCGCGAGGUUCAUGCAGCUGCGCAAUGAGUUCGACAAUAUCGUUACUACGGCCAUCACCAAUUCUGUACAGCAGUCAAACGCUCCCAUCGUUGCCACGCUCGCCACUCUUCAGAAGCAGCUUUCCUCGCAGCACACCUCCAUUGAUCAGCAGGUCAUGGCAUCGGUGCGUCCGCAGUUUGAUACCAUGCAGCGCCAGUUUCAGGAGCAGCAUGACGCCCUAUCCCGUCGUGUCGACUACACUGAGCGGGACAUCGAGGCCCAGGCUGCCAAGCUGGCUGAGCUGCAGAAGCAGGUCGAGGAGCUACGCCGCCAGAGUGAGCUGGACCGACAACUUCCGUCGCGUCCCCCUGCCCCACCUGGUUUCGACCGCGAGAUCGACCCGACGCAGGUCAUUGUGGUCUCGUCCAAGCUCGUCGGUCUGGCUGGCGUCCGUGAGGUGGUCAACUCCUUCAUGGGCGAGCUCAACUUCUCUGAGGACGACACGUACACGAUCAAAGCCCUCACGCCGCUCCCCGCCAAAAAGUUUGCCGUGUGCUUCUCUGGGCCGAUCGGCCUGGCUUCCCGACGCGUGCAAAAGGCCCUCGCUAACCUCAAGUCGGACGGAGCAUGGCGGGUCUUCCAGUGCCCAGCUCAAGGUGCGGACCCAGCCCGUCUUCACUUUGGUCCUGACAAGUCGCCGAAACAGGUUCGUGGUGAGAUGCUCCUUCGUAAGGUCCGUUCUUCCCUCAUGGAGCUCGACAGUCAGAGAAAGUGGUUUGUUGAUCGGGAGCGGAGUGUUCUCAAGUCUGACUACACCGACAUCCUGCGGCUUGUCCCCCGGCCAGGCAGGGUGCUUCGUGUUGAUGUAGCACUUGGGCAGACACAGCUGGUGAUCUUCAACGUUCACAAUCACGGCUUGACCAAGGGGGAGGUACAAUCUGUCUGUGAGCAGAUCGAUUGUGCUCUGCGUCGCGCUGCUGAUGACCCACUCUCGUACUUUGUGGUUGUCUUGGGGGAUCUCAACUACAGUUGCGAUUCUUCUCUCAUCUUUCACCGACCUACUGGAGCACAGCGCCAGUUGACUCAAGAUCAUAAAGUACAUGCUCCAAUCUGGGCGGCUACACUUGGCAAGAUGAUGGAGAUUAACUCGGAAGCGGCGACCCAUUUCUGCAAGUUCACCAAUUCCAUCAACAUCAUCGACCGCUUCUUCUGCUCUGCCACAGGCUGGAUGAUGUGUCAGCUCAUGACUGAGGUUAACACCGUGGACACGCCUGAGCACCUGUGCUCCAUGGGCAUCUCGGAUCAUGCUGCUCUCUCGAUUCGGCUGCGUCUUCGGGGUGUGCGUCCCGCUGCUGAGCGGCCCAUCCCCAAGCACAUCUUCACCUCUGUUGCUUUCCAGCGCCGACUCCGAGGAAUGGUUGCUGAUGGUGAUGAGGAUCUGCUCCGAUGGAGCCCACCGGUGGCUACAGAGCACUACAAGUACAUGAUGAAGGAGGCCGCCAGGGAGGCCCGCGACACCCUCUUCUUCUCGGCCCCUGACCUGCCUGGGACGCUUCAGCUGGUUGCUCGUGGGAUAGCACGAGCGGUAUGGCGUCAAGACGCUGCCCUUGCCCUCAAGCUCAUCGAGACCUCCCAGCACGCCGCCGACGCCCUGACGGUCGACGGCCAGGUCGUCUCGCUGCGCCACGCCCCGUCCUUCGAGCAGUGGGCCGCUGGAGUACAUCGGCUGGUUCGGGAACGCACUGCGGCCCUGGCGGCCUACUGGACCCCUGUCUUCUCCAAGAAAGAGCCCCACCCUGUCAUGACCCAGAUGUACCUCGAUAGGUUCCUCACCAAGGCCUCUGACAUCGACCUGCACUGUCCUCUGACCCCAAUGUUUCGUAAGGUUCUCAGGCGUGCUCGUCACUCUGCUCCUGGUGUCGACGGGCUGCCUUAUGCGGCCUGGUCGGCGUGCGACUACGGCGCCCAGCACCUGGCCAGAAUGUUCGGAUGGCUAUGCCAAGGUCAGUCGUUGUUUGCCUCUGCCAGCGUCACCCUCCAGGCGUUCCUCCCCAAAGGUGCUGAUGACUCAGAUCUGCCGUCUGGGGUUUGUUCUCGGUCUCCCGAUAAGAUACGGGUCCUGGGGCUGCGUAACACCGACGUUAAGAUCCUGAGCUCGGUCAUGAACAGGGUCCUCGAGCCUGUCGCCCAAGCCGUUGCACCUGCUUCCCAGAGAGGCUUCAUUAGAGGACGAAAUUUCUGCUACAACGUGCUCGAGCUGGAUGUCCAUGCUCGGCUUGCUUCGCAACAUCCCCUAGCUGUGCGUCGUUCCCCUGUCCUCGUCGGGUUCGACUACGGGCAGGCCUUCCCGAGCUUGUCGCAGUCCUUCCUGCUACAGCUAUUGGGCUCUCUUGGGCUCCCCGCCGAGAUUCUCGCUUUUGUGGGCUGGAUGUAUUUGGCUGUUGAAGGUGUGGUCCUGGAUGGGGGAUGCUACUCGACCAUCUUCUGGAUCCGCUCGGGCAUCAUCCAAGGCUGUGGUCUCUCGGGAUCUUUGUACGCUCUCGCCUCCUCCCCCAUGUUGGCCGACCCCGAGCGGAGUAUUGAGCAACGUCAGUUGGGGAUAUGCCGUGCUUGUGCCGAUGAUCUAGGUGCUGUCCUAUAUGAGCUAGCCUCUCUGCGCAUCCUGGUGCGGGUCCUCGGUGUCAUGGAAAAGAUUGCGGGCCUCAAGAUUAAGAUCAGCAAGUGCACCCUGGUCCCUCUCGUCGGCCGCAUGACAGAAACCCUGAAAACCAUGACCCAGACCCAGCUGGCCUCUAUCGCGAGUGACUGGUCAGGCUUUGCUGUUGAGGGGUGGUUGCUUUAUCUUGGGAUGAUCUUGGGCCCUGAUGCGACG
Prorocentrum cordatum is the source of this 3378-nucleotide messenger RNA. NCBI's taxonomy places the organism in Eukaryota, Dinophyceae, Prorocentrales, Prorocentraceae. The record is from the annotation of a GenBank genome assembly.